Talpa occidentalis (Iberian mole) is the source of this 2599-nucleotide messenger RNA. RefSeq names its product zinc finger protein 350-like. The record is from RefSeq and is a predicted model, not a curated record. NCBI's taxonomy places the organism in Eukaryota, Metazoa, Chordata, Mammalia, Eulipotyphla, Talpidae. Gene Ontology annotation, biological process: negative regulation of transcription by RNA polymerase II. The transcript is spliced from 5 exons. Gene Ontology annotation, molecular function: DNA-binding transcription repressor activity, RNA polymerase II-specific. The coding region runs from base 712 to 2331 and encodes 539 amino acids.
GUGCCAGGCCUCUUUAUUUGUCCCCUUACUUGGUUAGCGACAACUUACAGGUUUUACAUUGACAUUCCAGGGGCUGUAGAGCAUCUCUCAUUUCAGGUCUUGUGUUUUAAAACCUAAAAUAUUCCCAAGGCUUAAACUGGCGGAACUGAGGUGCUGGAGCUGCCCCAUCCUGCAGCAGGGCUGGUCUCUCUCCCACCUGCUGCUCCACCACAGGCCAGCUCUGGCUGGGGCCCCAGAGCCCUGCAGCCUCCCUUUUAUGCGUACCUCCUGGAUGCUAGACUGGCACAGUUGGGUGUGAGCUAAGAGCUGAUUUCGUGUUAAAUGAUCCAGUCAGCCAUAGGACUGAAAAAUUGUCCAGUGAAUCUUGUGGGCCUGGCACCCUAAAAGAGGAUAAAAGCCAGGGCUGGAGCAGUUGAGAGACAUCGUUCUAACCUCUGAAGAGAGAAAGGAAAAGUCUGUUCCUGGCGUCUGAAGAAAGAAGGAAAGAAGCAUCCAGCAGCCGACCCCUGAGGGAAGAAGACCUCUGUCAGGCCGGGCCUCUGGUCCUGACUCCCAGGAGUAAGAGCAUCCAGGGAAGGAAGAAGUAGUCGCAGGAUCUGGGGAUCAGCCUUUGUGGGGCACAUUGGACUGACACCCAAGAUUUGGGGCACCAGGUGAAGCAGACCAGAGGACAUUCAGCUCCCGCGGCACGUUCUGAGACUGGAGAGAGUGAUGGAGGCCCAGGCCCUGCUGAUCUUUGCCGAUGUGGCCGUGCGCUUCACCCCGGAGGAGUGGCGGCUCCUGGCCCCUGCGCAGAAGGCCCUGUACCGGGAGGUGAUGCUGGAAAACUACAGCCACCUGGUGUCCGUGGGUUACCGAGCCCGCCCGCCGGAGUGGCUCUGCAGACUGGAAGGAGGCGAGCUGCCAUGGACACCGGAAGUGGAUGUGCCCUGUGAUUCCCUCUCAGAAACCUCGAAAACAGAAGCUUAUUUGCAGGAGCCCUUACAAAAUGAGAGCUUGGAGAGCAGCCUGGGACAGUGCCGUGAACACAUCACAAAGACAGGUACUGCUCAGCCGAGCAUGGAUCUUGCUUUAGGGGAGAAUCCUGGUCUGCUCGGCUCACAUAGAAAAACUGUGAGCUCAGAUUUAACUUCAGUGACUCAGACCAGAAGUGGUGAUGUGAAGAAUGCUGCUGAGCUUACAGGAGAUGGAGGCUCCGUCCUCCAUACUCCCCAGGAACGGCGUCAACCUGAAAUUAAACUCCCUGAAAACUGCAGAGUUAUUUCUAAGUCACAAUUCGUCAAUCCUCAGAAUACUCGAAAAAUCAAGAAACCUCUUGUGUGCAAGGAAUGUGGAAGAGCUUUUUUCAGAGAGUUCCUUUUCACUAUACACCAGAGGACUCAUACCGGGGAGAAACCUUACAAAUGCACUGACUGCGGCAAAGCCUAUAUCAGGAAGUCACUGCUCAGUGCACAUCAGAAAACACACGCAGGAGAGAAGCCUUUUGAAUGCAGUGUUUGUUGGAAAACCUUUGUCUACAAGGGCAGUUACACGGUGCACAUGCGGUCUCAUUCAGGAGCCAAACCUUUUGUAUGUGGUGUUUGUGGGAGGGGCUUCCUCUACAAGGGCAGUUGCAAGGUGCACAUGUGGAGUCACACGGGAGAGAAGCCUUUCCUCUGUGGCUGCUGUGGGAAAGGCUUCAUGUCCAAGGGGAAUUGCAAGGUGCACAUGCGGAUUCAUGCGGGCAAGAAGCCUUUUAUGUGCAGUCAGUGUGGGAAGCGCUUCAUCACGCGGCCAGACCUCAUCGCACAUCAGCAGAAUAAUGGAGGCGAGAAACCACAUAUAUGCAAUGAGUGUGGAAAAACCUUUUGUGUGAAAAAUGACUUCAUUAGCCAUCAAGUCAGUCAUAAAAGCAAAAGACCCUAUACCUGCAGUGAAUGUGGGAAAACGUUCGUUCUCAUGUCUUGGCUUCUGAAGCAUAAGAGAGUGCACACCAGAGAGAAAGGUGGGGAUUCAGCCAAGGUGGACAGUCGCCCCACGACACGACACAGCCCACCCCAGGCCAGUGUGGCCCUGACUAAGAACACCCAUGUUAAUUCCGUCACCAUGCCGGUGUCAUCUGUGAUCCCGGUGACGGUGCCUGUGGCUUCUGUGGCCCCUGGGACAUCAUUUAAUAUCCCUGGGCUCCUGGCAGACAGGAAUGUGGUCCUAGUGGGCCAGCCUGUGGCCAGAGUUGCCCCCGCAGGACUCAACAGCGGGUUUGCUCAGGUCGGAAACCUGAAGAAUGCAGUGAGCGUGGUUGUGCCUUCAGCGAUCAAUUAUGUCUUUCUUUACGUCCCAGGAAGCCAGUAGGCAGGCACUGAGGUCUUUGUGGAAAAGUGUUUACCCCCACCUCUUAGCUCAUGUUCAGUCUCGAAAGUGUUAACUCAGAGAAACGGUUUACAUGCUGCAUCUGGGAAAGCCUGCUCUUCUCAUCUUUGGAAAUAAAUAUGUUGCUGUCCAGGUUACAGUUGACAUUAACCCGAAUGUGCAUCAUUUCCUCCACUGUAUCUGUUAAGUGAAUAAAGGGUCCCUGAGUUCUCUGUUGAAGAAAUCAUUGAGUCAGUUUUAUAAAUCUAUA